This is a messenger RNA of Penicillium verrucosum, 549 nucleotides long. Its product is annotated as ESCRT-II subunit protein VPS25. Gene Ontology annotation, cellular component: ESCRT II complex. Lineage: Eukaryota; Fungi; Ascomycota; Eurotiomycetes; Eurotiales; Aspergillaceae. The transcript has 3 exons. Bases 1 to 549 code for a protein of 182 amino acids. Gene Ontology annotation, biological process: protein transport to vacuole involved in ubiquitin-dependent protein catabolic process via the multivesicular body sorting pathway. The record is from RefSeq and is a predicted model, not a curated record. Gene Ontology annotation, molecular function: structural molecule activity; protein homodimerization activity.
AUGACAACAAUACCCCCCUUCCCCUUCCCACCAACCUACAAUUUCCCCCCUUCUUCACCCCGCAACCAAACACAACAACCCGCCAGUCACAGCUCGAGAAAUGACGCCGUUGAAACUCCGCUCUUCCACAACACAGCCCUGCGCAAGCGCCUCGAUAUGCGCGAUGCCCGCGAGGUCAUCGACUGGAUGACCAAGAGCGAAGAGGAAGGCGGCGGUGGGCGGCGAGCGGAGUGGAUCUCUGAUGCGGGCGGUGCGUCGUCUUCAGUGAGCUUGAUAAAUGGUGCUGGGCAGGGGCCGAAGUCUGUUGCAUGGAUUUGGUGGAGGAGGCCUGAAGAGUGGGCGGAUGUGUUAGUUGAGUGGGUUGAGAGCACUGGGCAGAGGGGAUCGGUUCUGACGGUCUAUGAGCUGAUCCAUGGGGAGGGGGCUAUGUCGCAAGAGUUCCAUGGUAUGGAUACUGAUGUCAUGCUGCGCUCGCUGAAUGUCUUGGUUAAGAGGGGCAGGGCACAGGUUUUUGGUGGUGAAGGCCAGGAGGGUGUUAAGUUCUUUUGA